Molecule: messenger RNA, 1390 nt
Organism: Nilaparvata lugens (brown planthopper)
Lineage: Eukaryota; Metazoa; Arthropoda; Insecta; Hemiptera; Delphacidae
Product: glycine-rich cell wall structural protein 1.8
Exons: 6
Coding region: 227-970 (247 amino acids)
Source: RefSeq, a predicted model, not a curated record
GAGGUCGAGUCCCCGACGAAGAGUUGCGAGUUGCCCCUUCCCUCUGGUGAGGGGACGGACAACGGGAGGGGAAAAUCGGUUGUCCGGGAAUCGGGAAGGUAAGCAAGCUGCAAGGAGGAAGGCGAAGACCAACUCUACUCUUGGUGUUGCAGGUGAAUCUGUUGCUGCCUGCUCCUUCAGUGUCUCGCUUGGCGUUUGAUCAUCAACAACACAACGCAGAUUCGAAAUGGCAAUGUUUGGAGCUGUUGUUUUUCUCUUUUGCUUGGCGUCAGCGAUGUCAAUGCCCCAACCCAACACGAAGAUCGUCGUUCCAAAUGAACCUAGUGAGAUCAACACAAUUGGGAAAGGAGAGGUGGGUGCUUCAUGGGGCGGCUUUUCGGCUAGCGCUGGCCUGGGAGGCAGCACCAGAGGCGGCGGUCUGCACGCGGAGGCGGCUGCUCCCGGCUACUCGGCGGCGGCUGGACUUGGAGGCGGCGCUUCAUCUUCAGGCGCGGCAGGUGGUGUGGCGGGGGCGGGAGCCAGUGCCGGCGCAGGAGGUCACCACGGAGUUGUCGGAGGAGCCGAACACGGAGUACCUCAGGGAAACUUCUUUGACAACAUUUUCAAUAUCCCCAUUUCUGUACUGAAAGCAGUCAACACAUAUUUGAACCAAAAGGGAACAGGCCCCGCUCAACACGGAGCAGCUGGAGCUCAUGGUGUAGCCGGAGCUGGAGCUCAUGGUGGAGCCGUAGCUGGGAUGGAGCAUGGAGCCGAGGGUGCGUCAGCCGCGCACAGCGGGGCUGCAGCCAGUGCCGGAGCCCACAUUGGAGCACACGCCGCCGCUGGAGCUGACUCAGCAGCUGUAGCUGGAGCUGGAGCAUCAGCUGGCGAUCAUCAUGGUCACGGAAAGCCUGGUCCCAACAACUAUGAUGGUGUAUUCAAUAUUCCUAUCUCUGCGUUGAAAUCGGUCAACCAGCUACUCAACGGCUAGAGGACCAAGGAAGAUUGCUGCACUCACAAGAUUCAUGAAUACUUUCUGUAUAACUAUUAUUGAAGAGUGUACAACCUAGCUGUUAAGUACUUGUGAUGAUAAUACUCUCUUCAUGAAUAAUACGGUACUCUUCAAUGUUUAAUUUUUAUAAUUUGUCUACAAAAACAGAAAUGUAAUCAAUUAUCAUCUAUCAUGUAUUUAUUAUUGGAUUCAUUUAUGCCCAAUAUGUUGAUAGAACUUCUUAAAGUUCCAAAGGUAUUAUUAGGAUUUACUCUAGAAUAUGACUUAAAUUAAUUUAUUGAAUAAGUACACAACUGUGAUGAGAUUGCUCAUAAGCUGUUAUAUUGUGAUCACAAAUUUGAUAAAUACAUUAUCAAGGAAUGAAUUAUAAGAAAAUAAAACUGGUUCGUUUGUAACAAU